Molecule: messenger RNA, 1068 nt
Organism: Venustampulla echinocandica
Lineage: Eukaryota; Fungi; Ascomycota; Leotiomycetes; Helotiales; Pleuroascaceae
Product: NAD(P)-binding protein
Exons: 3
Coding region: 1-1068 (355 amino acids)
Source: RefSeq, a predicted model, not a curated record
AUGGCGCCAAAGAUAUUCAUCACUGGAGUAACAGGAUACAUUGGCGGCGACGCGCUCUACGCGCUGGAAAAAGCCCAUCCGGAGUAUGAAUACAGCGCGCUGGUGCGGGACUCAGAGAAAGGCGCCCCGGUAGCAGCUGCGUAUCCGAAGAUACGGCUUGUGUAUGGGACAUUGGAUGACUCGAGUGUGCUGGAGGAGGAGAGUGCUAGGGCUGAUAUCGUUCUUCAUACCGCGGAUUCCUCAGACCAUGUCGGGGCAGCUACAGCAAUCGCCAAAGGUCUAGCAGCUGGCCAUACGAAGGAGAAGCCCGGGUUCUGGAUCCAUACGUCUGGUACAGGAAUCCUCACUUGGAAAGACACGGAGACAGGAACGUUCGGGGAAUCGCCUUCGCAGCCGCCGUACGAUGAUCUCGAGAACGUCUCUGCACUGACUUCCCUCCCGGACCACGCAUUCCACCGAGAUAUCGACAAGAUCGUACUCGCCGCAUCCUCAGAUGCUACGAAAACGGCAAUCGUGUCCCCGCCCACUAUAUACGGCCCAGGCCGAGGACCAGUGAACCAGAGAAGUCGACAGGUUUACAACCUUGUGAAAAUCGCGCUCCAGAGAGGCCAGGCUCCACAGCUGGGGACAGGUCUAUCGCAGUGGGAUAACGUACACCUCCACGACCUCUCCGCGCUAUUCGUCCUGCUCGUCGAAGCUGCUGUUAAGAAUGACCCGAGCAUGGACGCGAAGCUCUGGGGCAGGGAGGGGUAUUUCCUCGCGGAGAACGGGCAUCAUGUGUGGGGCGAGAUUUCUAAGGCUGUGGCUGAGGAUGCGUUUAAGAAGGGGUAUAUUAAAGAGCGGGAGUGUAUAGUUAUGACGCCGGAGGAUGCGAAGGUUACUGCGGGUUUCGAGGCGCUGUCUUGGGGAUUGAAUUCUAGGGGCUUUGCGAGGAGGGCGAGGAAGUAUUUGGGGUGGAAGCCUGAGGGGAGGAGUUUGAGGGAUGAGAUUCCGUUUAUUGUUGAUAGUGAGGCGAGGACCUUGGGGUUGAAUCCUGGGUUUGCGGAGAAGGCUGCUGGGGGGAAGUAG